AUGGGCGAUUACCAAUCAGAUUCAACUGAGCCCUCCGUGGCGCCAUUUGCUGUUGCGAAGCAGGUUUCAGACGGACUCGCUGACGGCCAGAGCGGUGUUCUUUACCGGCAGCUUCGUCAGAAGCCCCUCAAUAUCGUGGGGGCACGAGGAAGCUACCUGGUAACAGAUACCGGGCUUGAAAUUCUGGAUGCUACAUGCGGUGCUGCAGUGUCUUGCCUUGGUCACCAUGAUAAGCGUGUGCAUGAGGCUAUUCAAGAGCAGCUGCAGAAAGUUUCCUACUGCUACUCGCUAUACUUUACAAACAGUGCCAUGGAAAACCUCUGCAAGUUUUUAGUUGAUUCGACUGGCGGUAAAAUGACCCGAGCGUUCAUUGUCGCGUCAGGCACCGAAGCCGUCGAAGCAUCGCUCAAGAUGGCGGUUCAAUAUUUCAUGGAGCUUCCCACGCCACAGCCGCAGCGCGCUAAUUUCAUUGCUCGCAAGCAGUCUUACCAUGGCAAUACACUUGGUUCGCUUUCUGUUGGUCACCACAUCGGCCGCAGGUCACUUUAUGAGAAGGUCCUUGCGAAGAAUGUUUCCCACGUUUCACAAUGCUAUCCGUACCGAGACAUGAAAGCCGACGAGACCGUUGAGAGCUAUGUCGGAAGACUUGCACAGGAACUGGAAGAUGAGUUUCAAAGAGUCGGACCUGAUACCGUUUGCGCCUUCGUAGCGGAGACAAUGGCUGGCGCAACACUGGGAUGCAUGCCUGCCCUUCCUGGUUAUUUGAAAGCCAUGAAAGAAGUAUGCCAGCGCCACGGCGCUCUGCUCAUCUUGGAUGAAGUGAUGUCUGGUAUGGGUCGAACAGGAACACUUCAUGCAUGGGAGCAGGAGGAUGUUGUUCCAGAUCUUCAAACUAUUGCCAAGGGCCUCGGUGGAGGCUAUGCGCCAAUUGCUGGCCUUCUCAUCAAUCAACAUGUGGUCGAUACCUUGACAAGGGGCACCGGGGUCUUCUCUCAUAGCCAAACUUACCAAGGUCAUCCUGUUUCAUGCGCAGCUGCUUAUCGAGUACAAAGGAUCAUCCAAGACGAUAAUCUUCUUCCUAAUGUCCGUGAAAUGGGCGCUUACCUAAGUCAACUCCUGCAUGAAAAGCUGGGUGAUCAUCCUCACGUCGGUGAUAUUCGAGGCCGAGGACUGUUUUGGGCUAUUGAAUUUGUCAAAAAUAAGGACACAAAAGAACCCUAUCCACCAUCACAAGGUGUUUCAUGGACGCUGCAUACAACUGGACUCAAGCCGGAAUACGCGGUGUCUUUGAUUCCGGGAAGUGGGUGUGUAGACGGCAUCAAUGGUGAUCAUGUCUGCGUGGCCCCUGCAUAUAACACGACCAAAGCCGAGAUUGAGUUGAUUGUUGAUCGCCUUUCUCGAGUUGUAUAUGAUGCCUUGGCACAGUAA
This is a messenger RNA of Penicillium angulare, 1428 nucleotides long. RefSeq lists its product as uncharacterized. Gene Ontology annotation, molecular function: transaminase activity; pyridoxal phosphate binding. The transcript has 4 exons. Gene Ontology annotation, cellular component: cytosol. NCBI's taxonomy places the organism in Eukaryota, Fungi, Ascomycota, Eurotiomycetes, Eurotiales, Aspergillaceae. The record is from RefSeq and is a predicted model, not a curated record. The coding region runs from base 1 to 1428 and encodes 475 amino acids.